Penicillium verrucosum is the source of this 1629-nucleotide messenger RNA. RefSeq names its product glycoside hydrolase family 72 protein. The record is from RefSeq and is a predicted model, not a curated record. Gene Ontology annotation, biological process: fungal-type cell wall (1->3)-beta-D-glucan biosynthetic process. Gene Ontology annotation, molecular function: 1,3-beta-glucanosyltransferase activity. Bases 1 to 1629 code for a protein of 542 amino acids. The transcript has 4 exons. NCBI's taxonomy places the organism in Eukaryota, Fungi, Ascomycota, Eurotiomycetes, Eurotiales, Aspergillaceae. Gene Ontology annotation, cellular component: cytoplasm; fungal-type cell wall.
AUGCGAAUUCACCUUCCUCUAGCAGGACUCUUCCUGCUCUUGGCAGUUGCCACAGCUAGUGUUCCACCGAUCGAGAUCAAAGGAUCUAAGCUCUUCUAUUCAAACAACGGCACCCAAUUUUAUAUCCGUGGCAUUGCCUAUCAGGAGGACUACAAUGCCGGAGGUGCUACAGGUACCGGUCAAUCAACUGAUACUCACUACACUGACCCUCUGGCGGACGUUUCUCACUGCGAACGUGAUAUCCCGUACCUCCAGCAACUGCGAACCAACGUCAUUCGGGUCUACGCUAUUGACCCGACCAAAAAUCACGAUGCUUGUAUGCAGAAAUUGGCCGAUGCAGGAAUUUAUGUUAUCGCCGAUCUGUCGUCUCCUCAGUUGUCGAUUGUUUCCAGCUCUCCAACUUGGACUGUUGCACAAUACGAUCGAUACACUGCCGUGGUUGAUGCUUUGCAUCAGUAUGACAAUGUUAUUGGUUUCUUUGCCGGAAAUGAGGUUGUGAACAAAGUCAACGAGACAAUCGGUUCAGCAUUUGUUAAAGCAGCGGUGCGUGACAUGAAAGAAUAUAUCAAGGUGAAGGGAUACAGGAAGUCAUUGAGCUUUGGUUAUGCAACUACCGACCAACCCGAUUUUCGGAACGAGCUGUCAGACUAUCUCCACUGUGGAGAUCAGUCUACCGCUAUCGACUUCUUCGGUUACAACAUGUACGAGUGGUGUGGAGACAGCACAUUCCAGGGCUCUGGCUACAAAAACCUCACAGAGCAGUACAAGGAUUACCCUGUCCCAAUAUUCUUCUCUGAGUAUGGAUGCAACACCGUCAGGCCUCGCAAGUUUGGCGACAUUUCUGCGAUCUUCGGACCUGACAUGGAAAACGUCUGGAGUGGUGGGAUUGUCUAUAUGUACUUCGAAAGUACCAACAACUACGGGCUUGUUUCUGUUGACGGAAACUCUGUGAGCACCCAGCCAGACUUCAGCUAUUACUCGAAGGCAAUUCAGACUGCCACUCCCAGCGGUGUGAACAGCGGCAGCUACACCCCCACAAACUCUCCGCAUGCCUGUCCCACCGUCAAUAGCAUGUGGUUGGCAAAGUCCAGUCCCCUGCCACCGUCCCCGAACAAAGACCUGUGUUCAUGCAUGGUGGGCAGUCUUUCAUGUGUAGUCAGUCAAUCUGUGCAUGUGGAUCAAUACGGCAAAUUGUUUGGUACAGUGUGCGGAAGUGACAAGAGUGCCUGCGAUGGAAUUUCUGAGAACGCAACCACAGGACAGUACGGUGCCUAUAGCAUCUGCAGCAGCAAAGAUCAACUCUCCUACGUCUUCGAUCGCUACUAUCAAGACCAGAAAAAGGAUCAGUCAGCAUGCGAUUUCAAGGGAGCAGCAUCAACUCAGUCUGCUAAGGAUCCUUCUGGAAGUUGCAAGGCACUUCUCGGCCAGGCAGGCACAGCUGGAACAGGCCAGGCCACAGGUGGAAGAGCGUCCCCUUCCAAAGGGACAGGCGCUAAUCUGGUGCACCCAGCUGGUUCGGAUGUCACUCUAAAGGUGAUCUUGGGCAUGUUUACUAUAUUCAUUCUGGUUCCCUACAUCACUGAAACUGACUUGCUCAUCCCGCGGGAGUUCUGGAGGCGCAUUUUUUAA